GAUCCUUCAGAGCAAUCAAAGUUGUAUAAAUACUCAGUGAGCGUCUGUCAGUGUUGACUUACCGUAACAUCACCAGAGGAUCUCUAAGGUGUAUUGUCAGCAGAUCACCAUGAAGGUUGUCGCAGUAAUCCUGGCUCUAGCAGUCCUCUCAGGCUGUCAUGCAUGGGUGCUACCCAUGCAGGAUGAGCCCCAAACUCCCUGGGAAAAGACAAUUGACCAGUUUAAGGACUACAUGACAGAUCUGAACACCAAGGCUGAUGAGAAGGUGAAGAACAUCAGGGCCUCCCAUCUCAGCAGAGAACUGGAUACCCUGAUCACAGACACCAUGUCUGAGCUGAAUAUGUACAGUGAUGAUAUGAAGACCAAACUGGGACCUCUCGCUAAGGACGCCGCUGAACGUCUGGGCAAGGAAGUGCAGCUCCUUGUUAACAAGUUGCAGGCUCACAUGACUGAAGCUAAAGACCGUACCACAGUGUACACCCUGGAACUCCAGACCAUGUUGGAGCAGAAUGCCAAUGACGUCAGUCACAGGGUCAACACCUAUAGCCGCAAGCUGAACAAGCGCCUGAGCAAAGACACCCAGGAGAUUUGCAGCAAAGUGACCACCUAUUUCGAGGAGUUGCAGUCUCGAACCACCUCUGGCGUGGAAUCCGUGAUGGAUCGUGUUGAGCCUUACUAUGUCCAGAUCCGUGAGCGCGCUGAGGAUAAGAUGGCUACCAUCAGCAAGCUGCUGGCGACCCAGGCUGAAAAGGUGAAGGACAAGCUUGAGUCCCGGGCUGAGGAGGUCCGCAAGCAGCUGGAGAAGACCACCGAGAACCUCCGCAGCAGCCUCAAGGACAAGACGGAGGAACUGCGCACCUGGUUCAACCCUUACGGCCUCAUAAUCCGUGAUAAGGCUAAGGCCAUCAUGGAGACCAUGUAAAUCAACAUACCACCAUACAGGCUUAGGGUGGCGGUCUAGUUCACGCACUAUGUCACAUAUUUCACCCAAGUUAAAAAAUAUUUUAAAAAAGGGAAGGGAAGUUGCCUUUCAGAAACCAUUUAGUUUGUCACUCCAUUCAUAAACAAGACAUAAUGCAUAUUUGGCUGAGCACAGAGCUUUUCAGACUUGUAACAGGUUUCCAAGAUCAACCAAACAAAUCUACUUGUGUUAAUAUCCUCUCUCCCUCAUUGUCAUCCACCUCUACAAAAGGCAGCUUUUCCAAGGCCUAGCUGAUAAAGUUCACUGAAAUGCAUACUCUAGCCAUUACUGCUUAACAUCAAAAUGUAUAUUAGCGGUACAGAACAGUUGUGGUAGGGGAAUUGUAUAAAGGGCUUUGUGAGUAAGUAAUAAUAAAAAAACAUACAUUGGUGAAAGUCUGUCAAUCCAAUAAAAACAUCUAUACUAAUCUGUGAAUUGUUAUUGUUAUUUUAAUUUUGUUUCUGGUGUCCUUUGACAGCUCUUUGGUCUUGGCCAUAGUGGAGUUUGGAGUGUGACUGUUUGAGGUUGUGGACAGGUGUAUUUUUAUACUGAUAACAAGUUCAAACAGGUGUCAUUAAUACAGGUAACGAGUGGAGGACAGAGGAGCCUCUUAAAGAAGUUACAGGUCUGUGAGAGCCAGAAAUCUUGCUUGUUUGUUGGUGACCAAAUACUUAUUUUCCACCAUAAUUUUAAAAUAAAUUCAUUAAAAAUCCUACAAUGUGA
Oncorhynchus masou masou (cherry salmon) is the source of this 1684-nucleotide messenger RNA. Its product is annotated as apolipoprotein Eb-like. The transcript has 6 exons. Gene Ontology annotation, molecular function: lipid binding. The coding region runs from base 110 to 922 and encodes 270 amino acids. Gene Ontology annotation, biological process: negative regulation of neuron apoptotic process; lipid transport; regulation of amyloid-beta clearance. Gene Ontology annotation, cellular component: intermediate-density lipoprotein particle; extracellular region. The record is from RefSeq and is a predicted model, not a curated record. Lineage: Eukaryota; Metazoa; Chordata; Actinopteri; Salmoniformes; Salmonidae.